ACAAUUAAAGAGAUAAAAAGUUCCGUUUUCCGUAAAAGAAUAAAUUAUUCACGUCGCUCUUUGCACUUCCUAUAACAAUCGACUUGUGGCCCAGAAAUAGUGAUAUCAAUUGCAGUCACAAAAAAAUUGAGAACUUCAUUUUAACGAGUCAAGAUGAGUUAGAAAAUAGAGGUCACGGCUGCCUCAAAACAUCACGAUUUCGCAUCCACUCCAUAACUAACUCAAUUUUCGACUUGCACUAUUAAAUCAUUCCCAAACUGGUUAUGUAAUUAUAUAGUCUAUGGUAAUGAACGAUGGCUGGCGUAAUUAAAGUUUAAAAGAAGCUAAUUCAGCUGUUCACACCAUCUGAGGUAUUUGGCUUAAGAACGUCAAGAAUCACUAGAUUUGCACCGAGAAGAUUCCUUAUGAAAGCUCCAGAGGAAUUUUGUGAAGAUAUUUCAAAAUAUUAUCCCGAAAAGGAUCAAUUUUCUAGCUGGUAUGUAUUGCUUUGUGUACUCAACGCGAUUUUGACGCUUUCAGCCACAUUUGGGAACAUAAUCAUCAUCUGUGCGCUAACAAAGACUACUUCUGCUUUAUCUACGUCAAAGAUUCUUCUGCUUGGUUUAGCAGUCUCGGAUCUUGGCGUUGGUUUGGUCGUACAGCCGCUGUAUAUAUCUGUAAUCACCGAGAUACUCUUAAAGGACUCUGUUUCGCCGAACGAUUCUGAGUGCAAUACCAAAAUCGCCUUCCUCGUCUUGGGAGCAUUUCUAACUAGUGCCUCAUUUUUCAUUGUGUCGGCGAUCAGUUUUGAUCGCUUCCUCGCUAUCACUCUUCAUUUACGCUACAGAGAAAUCGUAACUGAGAGGAAGGUAACCAUCACCAUUUUUGUCUUGUGGACGCUUAGUGCAGUUGCUCCUGUUGGGUAUUUAUUCAUUGGAGAAAUGAAGCGAGAGAUUGUUUCGAUUGCAUUUACGAUCACCUUCUUUGUUACUACCACUAUAACUUUUGCCAAAAUCUAUCUCGCUGUCCGCCGUCACCGUUCGCAAAUAUCAGCCCAAGAGAGAAUCACAGGCGAAAAUCGCAAAGAACUGGUAUUGAGAAAAAGAAAGUUUAAAUCUGCCAUGAAUAUCUUCUACGUAUAUGCUGUGUUUGCCGCUUGUUUUCUGCCCUACACUUGCACCAAGUUUGCCAUAGCUAUUACAGGACAUAGUCUCGUUUUGAAAGGAGUCUUCCAAUUUUCAAUGACUGUGGGGCUUCUUAAUUCAUCUUUAAAUCCCAUCAUAUUUUCCUGGAGAAUGGAGGAGAUCCGAGGAAACAUACUGGAGACAUUGAUAAGGUCCUUACCUUGUUUGAAGGUAGCUCGAGUCUUUCAAAUGAAUCCCCAAAAAGAGCUUUCCACGGCGUAAUCUGAAGACCCUUCUCCAAAAUAAUGAUUUUACAAGAAAGAAAUAAUUUGCAUCGUCAAUGAGUACACUAUUAGAUGAUGGCUGCAGGUGCUGUG
Messenger RNA from Stylophora pistillata, 1480 nucleotides. Its product is annotated as adenosine receptor A3-like. Gene Ontology annotation, molecular function: G protein-coupled receptor activity. Gene Ontology annotation, cellular component: membrane. Gene Ontology annotation, biological process: G protein-coupled receptor signaling pathway. The record is from RefSeq and is a predicted model, not a curated record. Lineage: Eukaryota; Metazoa; Cnidaria; Anthozoa; Scleractinia; Pocilloporidae.